Molecule: messenger RNA, 675 nt
Organism: Aspergillus calidoustus
Lineage: Eukaryota; Fungi; Ascomycota; Eurotiomycetes; Eurotiales; Aspergillaceae
Source: the annotation of a GenBank genome assembly
AUGUUUGCGCCAGUCUUCACUGCGGCAACGCUCGCGAUGGUCUGUAACAACUCUCUCUGGUCGCGCUGCCUCGCAAUGAUUCAGGAGAUCGACGACGAGCACCAUCAUCCUGCUGCGCCCCUGCAAAUUGGCCAAUGGGCCUCACGCUCCAUCCUGGAGCUCGUGGGAAUCGGCAUCCUCGGUCAGAGCAGCGGAUGGCUGGCGUGGUAUCCCGAUCUCGCCGAAACCUUCACCCGCCGGCACGCAAACGGCCAGCAUGCAAAGGCCAUCCUCUUCCCUCGUCCCGUCCGCUCACUCCUCAUGCCGACGCUAUUCGGGCGCAGGGAGCUCUCGGAUCUUGCCUAUCUGGAAUCCGUUGCGAGGGAUUUGGUGCAGACGGCGACGGCGAAACAAGAACAAGAGCUGGGCCAACGUGCUCCAAACUCCAACAGCAACUCUCCUCCGAACCUCAUCAGGGCUAUGCUCAAUGACGGCAAUCCCAGUCUGAAUCUCUCAGGAAGAAAUCCUAGGCCACGUCUCUGUUUUUCUCGCCGGGGGCUCCGAGACGACCUCUGCGACCUUCCAGUGGCUCAUCAUCGAGCUCUGCAGACAUCCAGCGGUGCAGACGCGGCUUUGAAACGAGGUUCGCGCGCGCUGGCCGACCCUCUCACCACAACAUACGAAAGACAACGAUGA